Molecule: messenger RNA, 501 nt
Organism: Venustampulla echinocandica
Lineage: Eukaryota; Fungi; Ascomycota; Leotiomycetes; Helotiales; Pleuroascaceae
Product: Allergen Asp F3
Exons: 3
Coding region: 1-501 (166 amino acids)
Biological process (GO): cellular response to oxidative stress; cell redox homeostasis; hydrogen peroxide catabolic process
Cellular component (GO): mitochondrion; peroxisome; cytoplasm
Molecular function (GO): thioredoxin peroxidase activity
Source: RefSeq, a predicted model, not a curated record
AUGACCGAACUCAAGGUUGGUGACAGCUUCCCAAGCGACGUCAAGUUCAGCUACGUCCCAUAUACCGCCGACAAGGGCGAUAUUACAUCGUGCGGGAUCCCAAUUACCUACGAUGCCAGCAAAGAAUGGGCCGACAAGAAGGUUGUACUUUUCUCCGUUCCCGGCGCCUUCACCCCUGGCUGCAGCGCAAAGCACCUCCCCGGUUACAUUGAGAACUUGAGCAAGUUGAAAAGCAAGGGCGUGGAUGUCGUGGCCACUAUCGCGUUCAAUGAUGCGUGGGUUAUGAGCGCAUGGGGCAAGGCCAAUGGUAUCAAGGGCGAUGAUAUUCUCUUCCUCUCCGAUUCCGACGCAGAAUUUUCCAAGAAGCUUGGCUGGACACAAGGGGAGCGUACGGCCCGCUACGCACUAGUCAUCGACCAUGGCAAGAUCACAUACGCAGAGAAAGAGCCUGGUCGUGAGGUCACUGUUUCUAGCGCCGAGGCCGUCUUGUCUAAGCUUUAA